Messenger RNA from Sphaeroforma arctica JP610, 2106 nucleotides. RefSeq lists its product as hypothetical. NCBI's taxonomy places the organism in Eukaryota, Ichthyosporea, Ichthyophonida. The coding region runs from base 1 to 2106 and encodes 701 amino acids. The transcript is spliced from 15 exons. The record is from RefSeq and is a predicted model, not a curated record. Gene Ontology annotation, biological process: protein deubiquitination. Gene Ontology annotation, molecular function: zinc ion binding; protein binding; cysteine-type deubiquitinase activity.
AUGUUCAAUUUACUCACUCACACAUUCGAUAGUCCUGUGGAUGGUCCGCGUGAUGCUAAACGCAGUGCCACGCUUUCGGCGGCGUUGGAUGGGUAUUUGGGCUCUGUGAGAGUCCCUUCACGAAGUGAUAAAGUAUACAAAGACGAAUGCAUCUUCUGCUUCGACAACGCCGAAAGUUCGGAGGGAUUGUUUGUGUGCCUGCACGCGUGGCGAGCAAUGUGCCGCAAGCACGCAGAGCUCAACAGUGCGCGCACAGGCCACCAACUGUACAUGCGAAUCCACACCACCAAGACACUCAAGGAGGAAGAACCUCCCACCGACACACCCAGUACUACCGUAGUCGUCCCUACUGUCAUUGGUCCUCGCUACGAUUACAAUACCACCACCACCAUUGUCACCAUACCCCAGGGCACAGAACUCUGCAGCGGGGAUGACCCAGAUAUGCACACUCUAGUCCGUCGUACCGUUCAGGCUAUUCUGGAGAGCGAUAGCGCCGCACGUGUGGAGGAGAGUAUGGCUUGGCAGGAAAUGCGCCAGGAAUGUGAGCACGCGCGCAACUUACAGCAAAUAGACAACAAUGUCACCAUCCCUUCAUCCGGACAUCACAAAUGCAUCAAAUGUGACAAAGACGACAAUCUCUGGCUGAAUCUGCAGGACGGAACCAUUCUGUGCGGUCGCAUGAACUUCGACGGCACCGGAGGCAACGGUCACGCACUGGAGUACUACACAGAGACUAACAAACCAUUGGCUGUGAAGAUGGGUACUAUCUCGGCGGAUGGCGGCGACGUGUUCUGCUAUGUAUGCGAUGACAUGGUGCUCAACCCACACCUGGGGCUGCAGCUACAGCACUUUGGGAUCAACAUGGUCAAUAUGGAGAAGAAGACAGAGAAAACUAUGGCGGAGCUCGAACUGGAGCAGAAUAUGAAGCAUGAAUGGAGCAUGGUGACCGAGAGUGGCCACGACUUGGUGCCCCUAUAUGGACCCGGAUACACAGGCAUGCGUAACCUUGGCAACAGCUGCUACCUGGCAUCCACCAUGCAGCUGCUCUUCUCCAUCCCCGAGUAUGCCUCUACCUUCACGCCCACUAAGGAGGCAGUCUUUGACUACGGCUCACAUGUGAGCGACCCAGUGAAUGACCUUAAUGUGCAGUUGAACAAGCUGUCUUAUGGGUUGUUGUCAGGCGCAUACUCCAAACCACUGCCACCGACCAGUGAAGACACCAAUGGCAUACGCCCCAGCAGUUUUAAGACAGUGGUGGGCAGAGGCCAUCCGGAGUUCAGCAACAGCCGUCAGCAGGAUGCACUGGAGUUCUUCCAGUAUCUUCUGACUAUCAGCGAGAAGCAAACCAGGGCAACGGGGUCCAAAAAUACUGAUAAGGAUGUACCCCUGGAGCAUUUGUUCAGGUAUCAAGUCGAAGAGAGGUUACAGUGCGGGGCAACCGGGAAAGUUCGGUACUCAACGACGACUGAUAAUAUACUCAGCCUAACUCUUCCGCUCGACCAGGCAACAAACAAGGAAGCUGUAAAUAUAUACCUUGCUAAGAUACAGGAAGGGAUAGCUGCCAACACACCUUACACUGAAGAGACGUUGCCGUCUGUCCGGCCCAGUAUCCCUGUAGAGGCGUGUCUAAGCGCUUAUUUGGCGCCCAAUGAAAUGGCCAACUGGAUAAGCCCCGCCACACAGACCGCCACUACAGCCAUCGUCAGCCAACGCAUGCUGACAUUCCCGCCGUAUCUGAUGGUACACACGCGCAGGUUCUAUGUGGGCGACGACUGGACGCCGCAGAAGCUGGAUGUGGAGGUGGAGAUGCCUGAGUUCUUAGAUCUGUCAACGCUUCGGGGGUGUGGGGGUAUGCAAGACGGUGAGUCAUCGCUACCCGAGAGUAAAGGUACCGAACCUCCCGCAGUGGUUCUGGACGAGAGUGUUAUGUCCGAGUUGGCUUCGGCAGGCUUUGGUGUGAAUGCGUGUAAGCGAGCGGCAUUCAAUACGAUGGGACAGGGGGCUGUGGCAGCGAUGGAGUGGGUUUGUGGCCAUCUGGACGAUGCCGAUCUCAACGACCCGUUCACACUGCCUGGUGCCACAGGUACGUUAGGAAUAGAUCUGUAG